Molecule: messenger RNA, 581 nt
Organism: Herpailurus yagouaroundi (jaguarundi)
Lineage: Eukaryota; Metazoa; Chordata; Mammalia; Carnivora; Felidae
Product: olfactory receptor 7A17-like
Exons: 2
Coding region: 33-581 (182 amino acids)
Biological process (GO): G protein-coupled receptor signaling pathway
Cellular component (GO): membrane
Molecular function (GO): G protein-coupled receptor activity; olfactory receptor activity
Source: RefSeq, a predicted model, not a curated record
UACAGCCCCUCAUAUUUGGGCUUUUCCUCUCCAUGUACCUGAUCACUGUGUUUGGGAACCUGCUCAUCAUCCUGGCCAUCAGCUCUGACUCCCACCUCCACACCCCCAUGUACUUCUUCCUGGCCAACCUGUCCUUUGUAGACAUCUGCUUCACGUCCACCACUGUCCCGAAGAUGCUUCUGAACACCCAGACUCAGAGCAAGGUCAUUAACUAUGCAGGCUGCAUUAGCCAGAUGUAUUUUUUCUUACUCUGUGCAGAGCUGGAUGACUUUCUCCUAUCUGCAAUGGCCUAUGACCGGUUUGUGGCCAUCUGUCACCCCCUGCACUACACUGUCAUCAUGAACCCCCAGCUCUGUGGAUUGCUUGUUCUGGUGUCCUGGAUCAUCAUUGUCUCCUUAUUUUACUGUACAGGCCUAGGAGUGUACCUCAGCUCUGCUGCUACCCAGAGCUCCCACUCAAGUGCCACAGCCUCGGUGAUGUACACAGUGGUCUCGCCCAUGCUGAACCCCUUCAUCUACAGCCUGAGGAACAGAGACAUAAAGAGGGCUCUGAAAAGAAUCGUUGGGGUUCCAGUGACAUAA